UCGUGCUCCAAGCACUGUGGACCGUGCGCCACGGCAGACCAAGACCAGUGCAGACAAAUGUAGGGGAACGGUAACGUGUAUCCUGCUACCAGUGGAGCUUUCUUAUCAGCGCUUGCGGUCUAACGCUCUUUUUUUUUUUUAAAAAAAACAUUUAUUUCAGAGUUCCUCUUACUGAGCGCACUCAUCAGUAGUGCAUCCCCGACAACAUCCACAUUAGUGCUUUUUUUUAAAUUUUUUUAUUUUCUUUUAGAGGAGCGAGAAUUUAUAUCACAAGCAAAACAGCCUAGGGAUUGUAGACUGGGCUGCGUUAACCCCGUUUCCCAGACACACACAAAAGCCACGCUGCUGCAGGUCCACCUGGAUAAGCUGAGGAAGCCGUCCGGUCUCGGUUAGAGGUCCAGGAGGGAGACGGAGCGGAGAAAUUAAGCGCGGAAGACGGGAGCAACAAAGAAACGGGCAGGAUGAACCUCAAGAGUAAUUUGAUUUUCACUCUCUACACUAUUUAUGGGAUUCUACUGAAAGUGAUGGCUUCAAAAGGCAAAGUUCGAGGUAUCAGUGGUCAGUAUCCUCUGGUUCAAAAUGUCACCGUGACAGAGGGUGGAACGGCAAACCUGACCUGCCGUGUGGAGUAUAAUGACAACACCUCCCUCCAGUGGUCGAACCCGGCACAGCAGACCCUUUUUUUCGGGGACAAGAAAGCUUUAAGGGACAACCGGAUUGAGCUUGUGCGCGCCACAUCGUCAGAGUUGACCAUCAGCAUCAGCGACGUCACACUGGGUGAUGAGGGCCUGUACACCUGCUCUCUCUUCACCAUGCCAGUCAGAACAGCCAAAGCUUACCUCACUGUCUUAGGUGUGCCAGAAAAGCCGGAGAUCAACGGCCUGACAAAGCCAGCCAUGGAGGGGGACCACAUCACUCUGACCUGCAUCACUCAGGGAAGCAAGCCCGCUGCCGACCUCCGCUGGUUCAGGAAUGAGAAGGAAGUCAAAGGUGCCAAAGAGGUGAAUGCAAGUGGGAAGACGUUCACGGUGCGGAGUUCUCUACAGCUACACGUGGACAGAAAUGAUGACGGCGUGGCCUACACCUGCAGAGUAGACCAUGUUGCACUCGCACAGGCACCCCAGCAGGCCACCGAAGUACUGGAGGUCCACUAUGCUCCUCGUGUGGAAAUCAUUAAAUCAACUACUGUCCCUCAGGAGGGCCAAUACUUAAAGCUGGAGUGUUUCUCCAGAGGAAACCCAUCACCAGAUCCUGUGAUGUGGACGAAGGACGGUGGUGAUCUUCCUGACCUUGACAGGAUAAUUGUCGAGGGGAGGGAGCUCACCUUUACUUCACUCAACAAGACAGACAAUGGGACCUACCGCUGUGAAGCCAGCAACCAUCUUGGGACCAGCAGUGCUGAAUAUGUUCUCUACGUGUAUGACGCUCCCACCACCUUGCCUCCAUCCACCACACCCCCCCUACAUCCCAUCCUUCCAGAUCCUACUGUUCAGUUAAGCACCCACGCCUCAGACCCCACAGUCACUGGCAGCAGAGAUCCCAAUGCGCUGGGGCAGCAUGGCACCGACCAUGCCUUGAUUGGAGGAGUGGUGGCUGUAGUGGUCUUUGUCACCUUGUGUUUAAUCAUUGUUCUGGGAAGAUACCUGGCCAGGCAUAAAGGAACAUACUUGACGAACGAAGCCAAAGGAGCGGACGACGCGCCCGAUGCCGACACAGCCAUCAUCAACGCUGAAGGCAACCACGCACACGCAGAAGAAAAGAAGGAAUACUUCAUUUAGACUGCAUAGGGAGCUGUGCUGCUCUCUACCUUUUCUUUCAGUCCCUCUAUUUCUUAUAGUCUCUCUCUCUCUGUCCCCCACUUUCGUCUUCACCUGUGGCCACUGCCCCCUUUGAGUCAACACAGCCCGCAGGCAGAGAUGUUCCCCGAGCUUUUUAUUAUUAUUAUGUCCUCUGGUUCAGCAUUUUCCCGUAUUACAUUUUACUGGGUUUUUUUCUUGUUGUUUUUUUUCUGUCCUUUUUGGGAGAUAUUUUUUUAUCUUCCACAUGCAGUUUGAUGCUGCUCCUGAAGCUCUACCCAUUCUCACGUUUUUUGCUCGUCUAGUGACACGAACUCCUGGAAAUCUAUAUCUCUGCCAUGGCUGCUUCUUACAUGACCUCUUGUUCACCCUCUUUCGUGUUUCCCACCAAGCAGACACGCUGCCACACGUUGUAUCUCAUGCCCCCCUCACAUAUCUCACGUCAACAAGGUGCCUAAAAAUACAGACGCCAUCGAACUUCUUUCAAUGCCUUCAUGUGUCGCCUGUCAGUAGCAAUGUAAAUGCUAUAUGUAGCUCAUUUCAAUGCUUAGCUCACAGCUUUUAAUUAUACAUUGCGUCCUUUUUUAUUUGAAUGAUCUGUGCUGUUUACGCCUUAUCCGUGUCUAUCACACUGAAUAUGGUACUUUUAGAUGAACCACUGCGCCCGACCUCCCCAUCCCCUCUGAAUAAACUUGUAAUUAAGCAGUGGACCCUUGUAAGAUAAGACGAAGGUUUUGUGUAACACUGUAGCAAGGUCCGUCAGAUAAGUGUAUAAUAUGAUUUUCACUAUUAGGGUAGGAGUAAUAAGGGUUAGUGCGGUGUUGUUUAGAGCAAAGACCCACCAAAAAUAUUUGAAAGAGUAGAUGAGGCUUUAUGCUAAAUCUGCUGUCCCUAUGUACUUUACUCUGUACAUCCCUGCACCAUGCAGACAGCAGUUUAGUGAAACAUUUUAAACCCUAUCUGGACAUCUUACAGUAGUCUGUGUUUUACAUUAAUGGUUCAGAUGUACAGAAAGAAAUCUCCACGUCUCAAAAUCUGUAAAAAUUGUAUUGAAAUUCUUUUAACUUUUCACAUUUUAAUAAUUUACUUUCUGUUCAUAUCAUAAUAAAGUCAUUUUGCAGCUUAAAGGCCUCAUGAAAUAUACAGUGAACAAUUUAAGGUUUCUGUAAUAGCAAAAUAAAACCAUAGCAGUGUGUCUUGGUGUUAUCCUUUUUAGCCAUCUAAAAAGGAUAUCACCUCAAAUCUAUAGUUUGAGGUAUUGGGGCAUCGAUAGUUUGAGGUACAGGCAGAAAGGAUAACAACAUAUUUUGACUAUGUGGGAUACGCUAAUGGACGUCUCUCCAUUGGUUUUCGUCGUAAACAGCUGCAGCACUGGCUGUAAAUCAGUUGUAGUGUCCACCUUUAAUCCUUAGGUUUCAAUUCAAAUAUUCACAUAAUCAGGGUAGAGGUUUUGGUGAUCCAACACGUUGUCUUUUUUAGUUAAAAGAUAUAAUAUAAUAUAAUAUAAUAUAAUAUAUAAUAUAAAACUAGUGUUUGCUAGUUCGUCCCAUUGGAUUCAAAGAUUGUACCAUAAAGUUGAUCAAAAACAAAAAGACAGCAGCCUUUCACUUGUAAAUAAUAAAUCCUGUAAUAUAGGAGACGACGAUUUGCAGGAAAAAGCAGUAAUGCACGCCCAUUACUUGUGUCCGCGCUCUGUCAGUGAGGUCAGCUGGACUUAUAGCUCAUCCUCUAAAACAAGCGUUUUUUUACCUUGCUCAUAUUCUUGAAAUUUAGCCUCGUGGAAAACUGAAGAACAUUAUCAGUUCUUAGUAGGUAACUGAUAAUGAAGCUUGGACUGCCACUGUACAAGUUAUGUUUCACUAGUUUUUGAAGAGCAAACUUAGUCAGUCUUUUUAUUUCCCAUUUAGUCAGUCACAGUUCCAUUUCAUGAGGUCUUAAAGUAAAAAAAAUGAAAUUGGAGAGAAAUGUUAAGAGUGCUGGCUAAUAAUCUGCUUGGGUCCCAUUUCCAAAAUGUAAAAACUGGAGGCAAACAGAAAAGCACAAAAUUUGACAGAAUGAGUUACUGUGUUCCUUUGCCAACAACUAAAUUGCCUUGGGAACGGUUCUUUUAAUCAAAAAGGUAAUGGAAAGAUGAAAGUGCAUCUUUUUGAAAAUGUAAGCUAAGUAAUUUUUUUAUAUUAAAAAACUCAAAUAUUGUUGGUUUAAACUGUAUCCCACUCCCUGUUAUAUAUUGUGUCUGCUAAAAUGUGGUUGACUGUAAAAAAAAAAAAAUUGCUGUUAAAUUCUGGACUCCUGUAUUCCUUCAAAUGUAUAUUUGCCACUAUUACUUUCAUUUAUAAGACUUUUUAAAAAUUCUGUUUUGUUUUUGUGCAAAGCAUGUACAUAAUGUGUAAGAACAACACUUUGGUACUACACAUUAGCAUGAUUUUUAUUCUUUCUUUUUUACUUUUAAUUUAUUUAAACUAAAGUUAUUGACCAGAGAAUCACUACAGAAGUACAUUGUUUUGGUACUGCAGGUCUGAAGAAUAAAAUAUUACAAUAACAAUCAAGUUUAAUGAUAAGUCAUAUAAAUGUUGGCACAAAUUGAUGUUAAAAAGGCUAUUUAUACAUAACAAAAGAAAAUGUAUAAUUGCUUAUAUACCCAUUGCCCAAAAUGAAAACUACAACAUAUUUCAAGAGGAAUCAGCUAAAAUGUUACCUUUAUGUUGGUGGCAAAAAAAUAACGAUACUCAUUUGACACUCACUGACCACUUUAUUAGGUAUACUUGUUUAUUCAGUUAACACAAAUACCGCAUAUUCACAUAUAUCACAUGGCAAAACUUCUAAACACUUAGAUGUCUUUACGUUGUGAAGACGUCUUUCUGAAGUUCAAACCUAGCAUCAGAAUGAGCAAGAACAUUUUAAUUAGUUUGAACGUGGGAUGGUUGCUGGUGUCAGAUAGGCCGGUCUAAGUAUUUUAGAAAUUGUUGAUGUACAGAGAUUGUCAUGCUCAACUUGCUGAAUAUUUUGAAAAUGAUUUGCAAAUAGUAUAAUUUGUGUGGAAAGAAACAUCUCGUUGAUAUCAAUGCUUGGAAAUGAAUGGACAGACUAAUUUGAGAUAGUAGAAUAAUAAUAAUAACCAGGAAUGCAGAAUAAUAUCUCUGAACACUCAACAUGUUGAGCUUCAAACUUUGAACAGAUGGGCUACAGCAGCAGAAUCCCACAUUGGGUUCCACUCCUGUCAGCUAAGAGCUCAAAACUGAGGCUAGAAAUCACAGCUUCACCAAAAUUGGACAAUGGGAGAUUGGAUUGCCUGGUCCAGUGAAUCUCAAUUUCAAUUGCAGUAUUGAGAUGGUAGGAGCAGAAUUGCAUCAAACAACAUGAAAACCAUAGACCUAACUUGCAUCAACAGUUCCGACUGCUACUGGUAUAAUGUUAUGGGGAUACUUUUUCUUUUCAUCCAUCAAUUCUGUUUUUGUAUUGAUUUAAAGGAAUUUGGCUGACUUAGUCUCCUGUAAAAGUGUGAUAAAAACCAACAGCAGUAAUCUACUUGGAUGAAACAAAUUAUUACCAAGGGCAAUAAAAAAGUAGGCCCUGCUGUCUCCAGUUUUGUGGCCAGUUUACAACUUUAUGCAAAUAUGGUUGAAUAGCAAACUGUCUUACUCUGUAUGGCAAUGUUGGACUUCGUAACUGGAGAGAAUCACAUGUUAGAAAUCCUUAGAUCAAUAUCAGCAUAUUUUUUUUCUUGUCAAAGUGUAUGUAGGGAUAAAUAUUUUUUUAGGUAUUGUUAAUUACCACAAUGUCGUUGUUUCACACGUUUGUGCACUUCAACCUUCACCACGCUGUUAACAGAUUUAACUUUGUUUUAAAAAGCUCUUACGGUUAUCUGUCACUUUUUUGCAGAAGAAAUCAUUUAGAUAUAAAGCUCACAUUUUCUGUUGCAUUCCAUCUGUGUGCCCAUCUUAGAAAUGAGACAAGUUAGGACAUGAUAUUUAACAAAAGGUCUGCAGUGAUGAGUUGGUGUUGGCAUUGGAAAAGAAAAGGUGCCAUUUACUGAAUUAUGCACUCUGGCCGUUACAAUUUGAUGGAUAUUUCUUAGUAAAUGUUAAAAUGUGUGUGUGUGUUUUUUUCUUUUCUUUAGGAACCAACUGUAAAUAUUUGGUUUGAAAUGAAAGUACUGAGUUGAUUUAUUGCAAUGGCUUUUUAUAAUCAAUAGACCAAACUUAAAUCUUGUUCAAUUUUGUUUUGAUGGUUUUUUUUCUAACAGCUUCACUCUUGCCACCAUUCACUCCUUUAUUAUACAGAUCCAAUUGUAGCUGGUCCUUUUUUAAUUUCUUCUUCUUUUUUUCAUGUUUAAUGUUAGUUGAAGAAACUAAGCUUUAAAACAACUAAUUACCCAUUUUAUGUCGGUUUGAUAAGCAAGAUUAUGGACUUUAAACUCCAUUAUUAAAAUCACAAACUUGUACGACUGCAAUGCCAUGUUCUUUAAGCGGCAGGCUAUUUCUGUCAUUUUUGGUUCUCUAAUUUCCUGGUUUAUAUAGCUACCCCGUUUUCUUUCGCUGAAGGUGCGGGUGAGGUUGUGCAUUUAUGCAGAUUAAGCAGCACAAUCCUGGCUGCAAUUUUGGCAGGAAAUUGCUCGCAAUUUUAUGACCAAUUUUCACGUUGGCUGGGACGUCUACACACCAGUGCAAAUUUGCAAAAAAACACCCUUUUUACCUGUUUUGCUACAGGUCAUGUUGUCUAUAGCCUGCACAGGUUUACAGCCAGGUACAAAACAGCUGUUUGCCUGAAGUUAAAGAAUUAGAUGAGUUAUCCCAGCAUUAUUUUAUCCACCAGUUGAGAAUUGUCUGUCAAAUAAUCAAACCUGGAGCAGAAUAAUGUUUGCCUGUUUCUGUGUGGGCUUGUAAAAUACACAGGAAAAAGGACAAGUUGCUCUCUAUUAAAGAGCAGAUGCAGAAUUGUGUUUUGUAAAGAAAAUUCUAUCUGCAAAACUGGACAUUAUGAUAAAUGAGCUAGCUCUUUAUUAUUUAUCUGUAUCCGCUUCCUGCCUACCUGCUUCUUUUAUGCAUUGGAUGAAAGCUAAUGUGUUUUUAAAGGGUAAUUUGGCUUUUUUGAAGAGAUGUUUGUGGAUGUUACUAUCAGUAAUAGCUCCCAUACCUGUACCAGAUUGAUGUCGUUGGCAAACAAGUUUUCAGAGCAAUGGAAGGACAACAUUUAGUCACACAGUAUGUUUUAGCUAUUUAAGAUCACCCAAAAUAUAUUUUUUUCAUGUUAGUAAGAUACAGUCCUUUAUCAGUGGAUACUAAUUAGAUGCAAUUUCACAGUAUUGUCUCCAUUUUAUCAGCCAAACAGCUUUCCUGUUGCGACACUGACGUUAUAUUAGUGUAAUCAUUACUAAUUGCUAAAAUAAUGGUGCAUCUUCAGUGUGAGGUCUUAUAAAUUGGUCUAAUCAGGUCUAAUUAAUCUAAUCUUAAAAUGUUAAGUUUUAAUUUUAACUUAUAGCAGAACACCACAAGACAGACGUCUGUCUGCUGCAGGUUGGGGAACUAACACUAAUAAUAAUUUCACAGAAUGACACAUAAGGAAAUCUGAACUAUCCCUUUAAAAAUGUUGCAUUGUUACUGGAGCAAAUCACAUUCUCUUUCUCAAAGUCCCCACCAUUAUGUAGAUUUGACUCUCAAGAAGCAUAUUGAAUGUUCAUAUUAAUGAAAAAUGUUAUCAAGUCACUAAAGGUUGAUGUGAAAAUGAUAUCUCUUCUGGCUUAGAAUCGGCUUUUUUGACUUUGGUUUUAAAUAAUUCAGGAUUUUGUUUUGACACAGUUUCCGUGCCCUGGCUUUCUCUCCACAUGCCUUUGCUGUACAGUUUACCUUCAAUCCAGCUCUUUGUUCCUCCUGAAAUAUCAAUGCAGACAUCAAUCAGCCCAGUUUCUAUAUUGCCGCAUUGAUCACGUGUGACAUAAUCGCAUGUAGUGAUGCGCUGUUAUUAUUUUUAUCAGUUUUGUUUCUUUUGCAUCUCAGGAAUAUAUUUCAUUUAGGAUUUCCUUCCUUUUCUUUUUUUUUUUUUUGUUGGUGAUUUCCUGUUUUAAAAUGGGGACAUGUGAGCACUUAUCACUCUACUCGUCCCUGUAUGCUGACACCAUGUAUUUGUUUAAGAUUACCACGAUGUUAAUAAAAUUAUUCAGUGAUUCUUCAGUAA
Poecilia reticulata (guppy) is the source of this 7970-nucleotide messenger RNA. RefSeq names its product cell adhesion molecule 2a (gene cadm2a). Gene Ontology annotation, biological process: homophilic cell-cell adhesion. The record is from RefSeq and is a predicted model, not a curated record. NCBI's taxonomy places the organism in Eukaryota, Metazoa, Chordata, Actinopteri, Cyprinodontiformes, Poeciliidae.